CUAUUCAGGACAUACAGGAUUGAGAGCAAGAAUGGAAAUAACAUCGCAUUUGAACUUGAUCUAUCAUCUUUCGAAAGAGCUCUGAGGACUGCAGAAACAUCGAAUCUAACAACCAUCAAGUUGGCGAAAAGGGAUGAUCUUGCGUUCCUCAGCUUUGAAAGCACAACCAUGUCCGUAAUACAGGAUGUGCCAAUCGAAGUUCUUUCAUCGAAUGUUUUGCAAGAGGUUCAAGAACCUGACGUUGGCAAACCCGUAGUUCAGUUGCUUUCUCCAUCGCUAAGAAGUUUGCUGAAUGUUGUUGAAAGGUUAAAGAGUGUUGAUGGCACGAUUUGCAUUUCUGGAAAUAUGGCUGGAGAGCUUGAAAUGGAAGCGCGAACAGAAUUUGCAUUCAUGAGUACAACUUGGAAGGACCUUGGCUGUGCUCAACAAGGCAAGGAAUUGGUUAGCAUGCUGUGCCUCACCAUUCUGAAUGGAGAUCAAAUCUGCAGGUCAAGCAAAUGA
This is a messenger RNA of Guillardia theta CCMP2712, 501 nucleotides long. RefSeq names its product DNA damage checkpoint protein HUS1 (gene HUS1). The annotation marks the transcript as partial. The record is from RefSeq and is a predicted model, not a curated record. Gene Ontology annotation, cellular component: site of double-strand break; checkpoint clamp complex; nucleolus. Gene Ontology annotation, biological process: double-strand break repair via homologous recombination; mitotic DNA replication checkpoint signaling; telomere maintenance. The transcript is spliced from 4 exons. Lineage: Eukaryota; Cryptophyceae; Pyrenomonadales; Geminigeraceae.